Messenger RNA from Daldinia vernicosa, 3193 nucleotides. RefSeq lists its product as uncharacterized. The transcript is spliced from 5 exons. Gene Ontology annotation, molecular function: protein binding. NCBI's taxonomy places the organism in Eukaryota, Fungi, Ascomycota, Sordariomycetes, Xylariales, Hypoxylaceae. The coding region runs from base 501 to 3059 and encodes 852 amino acids. The record is from RefSeq and is a predicted model, not a curated record.
CAAUCACUACAGAUAGGACCCCCCUUGGAGAUUGUUUCUGCUUGGUAUCACUUGACUGGCAAGAUUCCAAUAAUCUGCCGCGAACCCGAGUAGCUUUGAGUGAUCUUUUUGUUCCGUCACGUUCGGACUUUAUUCUACCACGUUUUUACGCCCGUGGCCGCCGUGUGGGCCUUAUUUGUUGGCUACUCUAGACAAAGGACGGUUCCCUUCAACCUUCCAGAUUCGUCUUGGUCUUUAUUUCCUCGGCCAUCGCCUUACGCGAUAAAUCCCUUAGGUGUUAGCAUCUCGGCAACCCAAACUCAAGGUUGUCAUUGAUUCUUAGUUCUAUACUGUACCAAGUAUUUCAUUGUUGUGGUGACUUUGCCCCAAGUUGGUCUAAUGGGUGUCCAACCCGCAAAUUCAAUCCCUGUCGCGAAAUGAGCCUCACUCAUAUUUUCAAUUCUCUCAUCAACUAAACCGUUCGCCGUAUUUCUCACAAUCGGCAAAUAUAGCAACAAGACAUGAUGUAUCGGUCUAGAAUAUCUUGGUUGGCCUUUGCCAUGAGAUGGCUGGCUGUAUCUGUCCAUGGCCAGCUUUCGGGAUGGAUGGAGAAUCAACAGAACGCAACUAUGUGUCUAUGGGACAUGUUUCGCAUUGCUACGCUCGGAGAUACAGUUUAUAUAGAUGGCGGUCAAAUAUACUGGAUCGCAGGUCUUACAGAUGGUUCAGUAAUGGAAGUGUCAGAUGAUAAUCGUCUAGGUCGAAUCUACAAGCUCAACUUUAGUACACCUUUCAACACGAGCACGAAUUUCUCUGAAAUUCUUACCCAUGACCCCAUAGCAACGGGCCCUAAUGGUGACGCUGCAAACAAUUUAGCUCCUAAUUAUUACGGCGGAGCACUACUCGGCAAUGACCAUGAAUUCUUCACGUAUGGUGGCUUAUUAAGGGAAACCAGUCAAUCGCCUCCAGAUGCCGACGCGUUGGUCGAAUAUGUGGCGUCGAUAUACGGAGCCGAUAAGCCUAAUUACAAUACAGGUAUCUAUUAUGGAGAGCUUCCCGAAGGCAUAACUCGAUAUGUUACGAAUGGAGGUGCAGUCAGUGCACCGUCUGAGAAUAAGGCAUGGUAUUUUGGAGGAUAUCGCUCAGAAUCUUUUGGUCCAAUUUACAGCGCUGGCCCUAGUGAAAAUGUCACAGCGACGAAUACGUCAAAUUACCUUAUCACUCUAGAUAUGGCCACUCAAACACAAGAGACUUGGGAUAAUACGACUCUCGGCCAACAUACUCCAAGCCGUGCGGACCCUUCCGUGGUCUGGGUUCCUGUUGGGGAGCAGGGCAUUCUAGUAGUAUUGGGUGGUGUUACAUACCCCGGCUACCUAAACCCCAAUAUGAUCUCUACGAAUGAGGCGCAAAGUAAAAAGGACAGCCCAGGCUUCAUGAAGAAUAUUGACAUUUAUGACGUUGCGAGCAAAAAAUGGUAUCAACAGCCAGCCGAAGGUAGUCCACCCCAGCUUGCAAGGGGAUGCGCGGUAGUUGCCCCUGCUGAAGACUAUUCAAGCUUCAAUAUCUACUAUUAUGGAGGGUAUGAUGGUCUUGAUGAUGGAGGGCAGUUUUACGAUGAUGUAUGGAUACUGUCGCUACCGUCGUUCAUGUGGAUGAAGGUAUAUUCCGGCACGUCCGAACAUGGUCGGGCUGGUCAUCAAUGCGUUAUGCCGUACCCGGACCAGAUGAUAGUAAUCGGAGGCCGCCGGGCAAACACAGGCUCUGGUCCUCCUUUAUGCCUCGACGGCGAGAACCCUGGAAUUCUUCAAGUUUAUAACCUCACAGAAAAUCAGUGGAUGGAUUCAUACGACCCGACCAGCUGGAAUUAUUAUGGGGUUCCUCAGAUGAUUCACGCUAUGAUAGGGGGUGACGCCUCCGGUGGUGCAACAGUGACUGCCCCGGGUCCCUCGGGCUGGGAAGAUCCUGAACUUGGGAAAGUCUUCGCCACUGCGUAUCCCACGUCAAAAUUAGUUACGCACUACCCUUACAGCUCUGUAGGCGCCAGCAACGAUUCUCGAGGUGCGUACGAGGGCAAUGGAGGAGGAGGCACGCCUUCUUGGUUAGCACCUGUAUUGGGUGUAGUCCUUGGCCUUGUAUUUGUCACGGCAGUCGUUGUUGGCAUUAUCCUGUAUAGGAGACGGAAAUAUUUGAAAAAGAAUGACAGCGAGCCCUCGACUGAUGAAAACGGCAACAGGAUCUUAUCCUGGGUACAAAGCCAGAGCAAUGGCAAGGCACCAACGGUCACUACUGACGACACCCGCACCCAGUACGACGAGUUGGAAAGUCGAGGCAUUACACCUGCGCGGUCACCGCCCCGGCCAGAAAUGGGAAUCGUCACUGAGAUGCCAGCAACGUGUAUUGUAGAGCUCCCGGAUACCUCACCCCCAGUUGAAUUGGCGGGAGACACGUAUGCUAAUUUGGGCAUGGCACCUAUUAUCGGGAUGAACGAGAAAUCUCCUCUCGCCUCAAACCCGCAAACUCCUCACAUUCCCUAUCCCAUCUCUACGCCGACAAGCCAAACCGGACUUAACUCAACCCAUGAGCUCUCCACAGGCGUUAGCUCCGCUCAACCCCCGAGCUACACCCCUCAACGACCCGACUCUCCGCCCCUGGGCAACAAUGACGCCCGUUUUGAUUCUAUCGCUAACGCCAUCACCACCGACGUCCCUACAACCAUGAUUCCGAAUGCUAGUGCGCCUACAAACCGGAAACAAGUUGUUAGUGGUGUAAGCGGCAUCAGUGACCGCGAGAUAUCACACCUCCGGCAAAUCAGCGGCGCAUCGACAGACAGCCAACUCACGACAUCGGCGCCGCCGCCGCCACCAGCUUCAUCGCACCAUAUCAUCGAGUCGACCGCGGAAGCAAGUCCCGCUGUUAGCCCUCCGAGCGUUCCAGGUGUAGAUGGGACCCCCGAAGCUUCCGACUACGUGAGCGUACCUCAGUCCACAGCGACACUAGGUACAGCCAAUUCAGGGAGUCAAUCGCGGCAGAGCGUAUUCCACGAGAAUAAGGAUGACCUAAAUGAAGGCGAGAAGCGGUGAUGAGUCGAAAGAACGUACUCUACUCUACCUUCGGUUGGAAUCGUGGCCAGAAUACACGGCCUAGAAAGGCACACGAUGAGUUUAGGGGUACAAGAUUAAUAUCAAAAAUCACGCAUAUGGGCGGGAAAAGGAGA